GUUGGUAUUGCCUUUAAGAAUUCGGCCAACUUCUGCCAAGGUUUUUCAGCAUGAAGAAAUGGUUAGUUGGAGGAGCCGUUGUAAUAGUAUUGAUUGCAUUAGGGGCAUGGGCUAUUGUUUCCUUUACACCUCCACCUUCUAAGAGAUGUGGUACCCCCGGUGGGCCGCCUAUUACCGCCCCGAGGGUCCGGCUCAGCGAUGGACGCUAUUUAGCCUACCAAGAACAUGGAGUUAGUAGACAAAACGCCACAUUCAAGAUCAUCUUUAUCCAUGCAUUCGCCACCUUUAGGCGCGAUGCUGUUAUCGCCAACCGUGUUCGUCCUGGGUUUCUUGAGAAAAACGGCAUCUACGUGGUAUCAUAUGAUCGACCUGGGUAUGGAGAGAGCGAUCCUGACUCGAGUCGCAAUGAAAAGACUUUAGCUCAUGACGUUGAACAACUCGCUGACCAAUUACAACUUGGUUCCAAAUUUUACGUGGUUGGAUACUCAAUGGGAGGCCAAGCCGUUUGGGGUGUUCUCAAAUACAUCCCUCACAGGCUCGCUGGAGCCACAUUGCUUUGUCCUGUAACCAACUCAUGGUGGCCUAGUUUCCCGGAUAGUUUGACAUGGGAACUAUGGAACAAGCAAUCUAGAACCGAAAGGUUUGCGAUGCUCCUCACUCACAACACUCCAUGGCUGCUCUAUUGGUGGAACAAUCAAAAGCUUUUCCAAACAUCAGCUGUGAUGCAAUCAAGACCUACAAUAUUCUCUCCUCAAGAUAUGGCUUUACUGCCCAAACUUGCCGGAAGGGUCGCUUACAAGAACCAAACAACGCAACAAGGGACACACGAAUCAUUAGACCGCGACAUGAUUGUCGGAUUUGGGAAAUGGGGUUUUGACCCGAUGAAGAUCGAGAAUCCAUUCCCGAAAGGUGAAGGAUCGGUUCACUUGUGGCAAGGUGAUGAUGAUAGACUUGUCCCGGUACAACUACAAAGGAUCAUUGCUCAGAAGCUAACUUGGAUCAAGUAUCAUGAGGUUCCAGGCGCUGGUCAUUUGUUUCCAAAUGCUGAUGGGGUGGCAGAAACUGUCUUGAAGGAACUAUUGCCUAUUCCCCAAGCAUCUUAAAUUUAAUUCAUUCAAUUUGACAUUGUUUAGAAUCAGGAAAAGAAAAAAAUAUUGUACAAAAUAUAGUAUUAUGUAUGGAUUUCUUCUGUAUCAUGUAUGUAUUUCUUUUCGUUCUUUGUAAAUUUUUGGUAUAUGUUGCGGUGUAGUUAA
Molecule: messenger RNA, 1253 nt
Organism: Eutrema salsugineum
Lineage: Eukaryota; Viridiplantae; Streptophyta; Magnoliopsida; Brassicales; Brassicaceae
Exons: 3
Coding region: 51-1103 (350 amino acids)
Source: RefSeq, a predicted model, not a curated record